Messenger RNA from Venustampulla echinocandica, 1632 nucleotides. RefSeq names its product Six-hairpin glycosidase. NCBI's taxonomy places the organism in Eukaryota, Fungi, Ascomycota, Leotiomycetes, Helotiales, Pleuroascaceae. The coding region runs from base 1 to 1632 and encodes 543 amino acids. The transcript is spliced from 5 exons. The record is from RefSeq and is a predicted model, not a curated record. Gene Ontology annotation, biological process: carbohydrate metabolic process.
AUGUCGCUAUUCGAAUUUAAACCGUGGUUACUCGUGCUAGGGGUUUGGGUGGCCGCUGCGACUUCGUCCAUUCCCGAGGGUAUUCCAAAGGAAGGGGACUAUUCGAGGGCAUGUCCCGAUUAUAAAAGAUAUGCCGUAUUCAACCACCCUCCUUUCUCAGAAGGGCCAAUGGGCCUGCCCUUCCAACGGCCCUCGAAAUACUGUCGGACGUUUUCCUCCCCACUUGUCGAGAAGGUUAUUGAGGAUAUCACGGGGAGGAUGGUGAACAAAGAUCUCGCGCGCCUGUUCGAAAACGCUUUCCCGAAUACCCUUGAUACGACCGUCCGAUGGCAUGUGGAUGGGACACAAAAGCAUACCGAGUUGAAAGGCCGCGGCGCCAAGGAUAAGGACAGCUGGCAAGGGCCACAGUCCUUCGUUGUUACGGGCGAUAUCAACGCCGAAUGGCUACGCGAUUCCACAAACCAGCUUCUCCAAUACCAGCCGCUGGCAAAGAAGGACAAGAAGAUCUUCAAUUUGAUACUGGGAGCCAUAAAUACACAAUCGGAGUAUGUCAUUGAGUCGCCGUACUGCAAUGCGUUCCAGCCGCCGCCAGCAUCGAAGCUUGCUGCUAGUCAAAAUGGGCAGGAAGAUUAUGUCCAUCCAGCAUAUGAGCCAUCGUUUGUCUUUGAGUGCAAAUAUGAGCUCGACUCUCUGGCGCAUUUCCUCGCUCUAGGAAAUACAUUCCACAAGCAUACAGGAUCAUUAGACUUCCUGACCCCAAGAUGGUAUAAAGCCCUGGACACAGUCUUGGAGGUCUUGGACCAACAAUCCGAAUCCACAUUCGAUCCAAAGACCGGAAGAUAUAUCAGAAAUGCAUAUACGUUCAAUCGAAAAACAGCCACGGGCACCGAAACCCUAUCUCUUGACGGCGUUGGGAAUCCCCUUAACUUCGGCACUGGUUUGAUAAGAAGCGCAUUUCGUCCCAGCGACGAUGCCACCAUUCUAGGCUUCUAUAUCCCUGCCAAUGCCCAAAUGGCCGUUGAGCUAAAACGGGCCGCAGACGUCCUGAGAACUGCUAAAAACAUUAAGCUUUCUCAGAUAUUAGAAAAGCGUGCACAGCUCAUUACUGAUGGUAUUUGGGAAUACGGCGUGGUGGAACAUAAAAAAUAUGGCCGUGUUUUUGCGUUCGAGGUGGAUGGCUGGGGUUCCCAAAUUAUCAUGGACGAUGCGAAUGUGCCAUCUUUGUUGGCGCUUCCGAUCCUAGGGUUUGUGGAUAGAACCGAUGAAGUCUACCAGAAUACUCGAAAAAUGCUGUUGGAGAAGGCAGGGAAUCCUUACUAUCUUGAAGGACUAGCAUUUCAUGGGAUAGGAGGACCGCAUGUUGGCCUCGAGUACGCAUGGCCUAUGAGCUUGCUACUUCAAGCCAUGACCUCGGACGAUGAUAAAGAAAUCAUGGAAUGUGUUAAACUGGUACUGACAGCCAGCAGGCUCGGGCUAGUACAUGAAUCAAUCAAUGUAAAUAGAAUAAUGGAUUAUACCAGGAGUUGGUUUGCUUGGGCAAAUAGCGUCUUUGCACAAACGAUCUUGGAUUUGGCACAGAGGAAGCCGCAUUUAAUAUUCGGCCCUGGAGCUGAACCGUAUAUAGUUGAAUGA